AUGACGUUACUUGAAACAAGGAUCGUACCUACCGGAGAAGGUCUACUCCAAGAGCUGUACACAGAGCAACAGGAACAGUUGAAGGCAGCUGAAACAGGGAUGGCAGGGAUACAAAAGGAGAGGGAUGCGUUUGAAGUGAAAUGCAUGGAGCUGGAAGCUGAACUCACUGCACAGAUUCAGGUGAACAAGGAGCUGAAGAAGCUCCUGGUGGCCUCCAUGGGAGCCGACCUGCAGACCCAGCUGGAGAACCUGGCCCAUGACCGCGCCCAGCUGGCUCAGGAGAUAGAGAAUACCAUGGCAACCCUUCUCAAGGAACGAGAGACCCUGGAGAGAGUCAACAUCCAGUGCGACGUCUGGAGAAGCAAAUUCCUAGGCAGCAGAUUGCAAGUGGACGAGUUGAUCACCUCUAGAACACACCUUGACAUGUUACAACAAGAAUCCUUCAGUGCUCUCCAGAAACUCCUCGAUGAGAGGGCAGAGAUCAGGCGCCACAUGAUGAAGACGGAACGGUUAUUACAAUAUCUAUCCAGUGCCUUACAGAGGAACCAGAGUAUAAAUGAAGAAUCGUCCAUAAAACCUAUCAGUAAUGUCAUGACCCUUGCCCUCCUGAACGAGCAGCUCUCUUCAACCAUCUCCAGUGUGCUCCUCGGCGAUGUCGGAGGUCACCACCAGGGGUCAACUGCAGGUGGCCCAAAGGGAUUUGAAUUUGUGGAUUGGACGGAGGCAGAGAUGUUAGCCAAGGAUAUUGUCUUGAACAAGCAACCCAGCAUCAAACUGGAACAGAUAUCCCAGCAGGCCAUUCUGCAGGGUCCGGUGCCAAAGGUCAACAUGACCCAUCGCUAUCACCCCCACACGUGCUACGAGAACAUCACUAUCAACUGCUGCGAUCGAUGCACUGGUGAUAUCAAAGUGGUAUGAGACCGAUAGAGGUGGUAGAUGAUAAUAAUGAACAAAAGGUCAACAUGACCCAUCGUUAUCACCCACUACGAGACUUCACUAUCAACUGUCGUGAUCGAUGCACUGGUGCUAUCAAAAUUGUUAUGAGACCAAUGGAGAUGACAAAAGCUGUUUGAAGGUGUAAAGCCCAUGCCAUAUAUCAUAUCAACAUGGUUGGAACAGUGAUGGGUGAUUUUCUUGAGAAAGCUGUGUGAGGUACAUGUAUCUUAGGCCAACUGCUGCAUCGAU
This is a messenger RNA of Strongylocentrotus purpuratus (purple sea urchin), 1185 nucleotides long. RefSeq names its product golgin-45 (gene blzf1). Lineage: Eukaryota; Metazoa; Echinodermata; Echinoidea; Camarodonta; Strongylocentrotidae. Gene Ontology annotation, cellular component: Golgi membrane. Gene Ontology annotation, biological process: Golgi organization; Golgi to plasma membrane protein transport. The transcript is spliced from 6 exons. The coding region runs from base 1 to 918 and encodes 305 amino acids. The record is from RefSeq and is a predicted model, not a curated record.